AUGGGUGGUGUUCGGCAGCAGCUCAUGGCCGCCGUCCUCGUGGCGGUGGCGCUGAUGGCCACGGCGGCGGAGGGGUACAUCACUCAGAAGACAUGGGGCGCCAUCCGCCGGGCGAACCGCGCCGGGCCGUUCGUCGGCCUCGUCGUGCCCAAAACAUACGAGAUGGUCCCCGUGCUCGAGUCGCCCAGCUUCGUGGCCAGCAAGAGCAUCCCUAACAUGGACAUCCAAGGGCGAAGGUUUCGCUUCGGAACCAUCGAAGGCCAAAGCGUCGUCAUCGUCAUGACUGGACUGAGCAUGCUCAACGCUGGUCUGACCACCCAGAUGCUGCUGAGCCUGUUCCGGGUGAAGGGCAUCGUCCACUGGGGCAUCGCUGGCAACGCCAACGAGGACCUCCAGAUCGGCGACGUCACCAUCCCCGAAUACUGGGCCCACGUUUCCCUCUGGAACUGGCAGCGGUUCGGCGACGGCAAGGAUAACGAGCUACCGCUGGAGGCCGCCGGCGACUACACCCGGGAGUACGGCUUCCUCAACUUCUCCGACUACACCGUGGGGCAGAGCAACCCGGCGCUAUCCGCCAACCAGCUCAACAGCAUCUGGUACCAGCCGGAGGAGAUCUUCCCCAAGUCCGGCGAGCCCGAGGAGCGGCAGCACGCGUUCUGGGUGCCCGCCAGCAAGCGGUACUACGCGCUGGCGGCGAAACUGGAGGGCAUGGAGCUGCCGGCGUGCGUGAACGCGACGACGUGCCUGCCCCGCGCGCCGCGGGUCACCCGGGUCAGCAAGGGCUGCAGCGCCAACGUGUUCCUGGACAACGCCGAGUACCGCCAGUUCCUCCGCAAGCAGUUCGAGUGCACCCCCGUGGAGAUGGAGAGCGCCGCCGUGGCCCUCGUGGCGCACACGCAGGGGGUGCCGUUCCUCACCAUCCGCUCGCUCUCCUACCUGGCCGGGGGAGGCUCCGCGCUCGGGAACGAGGCCAGCACCUUCAUCGACAUCGCCGCCAAGAACGCCGUCGAAGUCAUGCUCAAGUUCGUGCCGCUGCUCGGGAAGGGCGGCGACGAGAUGGAGGACGGCGCGGCCGCGGACAUGUGA
Triticum turgidum subsp. durum (durum wheat) is the source of this 1086-nucleotide messenger RNA. Lineage: Eukaryota; Viridiplantae; Streptophyta; Magnoliopsida; Poales; Poaceae. The record is from the annotation of a GenBank genome assembly.